AUGGCCACGCAGAUGAGUAAAAAAAGAAAGUUUGUAGCGGACGGAGUGUUCUUCGCCGAACUGAACGAGGUUCUGACACGUGAGUUGGCAGAGGAUGGUUACUCCGGCGUGGAGGUUAGGGUUACGCCUAUGCGCACUGAAAUCAUCAUCAGAGCCACCAGAACCCAAGCCGUUCUCGGUGAGAAGGGAAGGAGAAUUAGAGAACUGACCUCAGUGGUACAGAAGAGGUUCAAGUUUCCGGAGAACAGUGUUGAGCUUUAUGCUGAAAAGGUCAACAACAGAGGGCUCUGUGCCAUUGCCCAGGCUGAGUCUCUUCGCUACAAGCUCCUCGGUGGGCUUGCUGUUCGCAGAGCUUGCUAUGGUGUUUUAAGAUUUGUGAUGGAAAGUGGUGCCAAGGGAUGCGAGGUCAUUGUUAGUGGAAAAUUGAGAGCUCAGAGAGCCAAAUCCAUGAAGUUCAAGGACGGGUACAUGAUUUCUUCUGGACAACCAGUCAAGGAUUACAUUGACUCUGCUGUGAGACAUGUGCUCCUCAGACAGGGUGUUCUUGGUAUCAAGGUAAAGAUCAUGCUUGAUUGGGAUCCUAAAGGAAAGCAGGGUCCUAAAACUCCCCUUCCAGAUCUUGUCACUAUCCACACUCCAAAGGAAGAGGAAGAAUACAACCGGCCUGCUACAGCUCCUGCACCUCCUCCUGUUUUGGCCAAUGAUAUUGAGGUUCCUGUUGCUUAA
This is a messenger RNA of Sphenostylis stenocarpa, 726 nucleotides long. The record is from the annotation of a GenBank genome assembly. Lineage: Eukaryota; Viridiplantae; Streptophyta; Magnoliopsida; Fabales; Fabaceae.